Molecule: messenger RNA, 1221 nt
Organism: Drosophila ananassae
Lineage: Eukaryota; Metazoa; Arthropoda; Insecta; Diptera; Drosophilidae
Exons: 4
Coding region: 48-860 (270 amino acids)
Source: RefSeq, a predicted model, not a curated record
AGUCACUUUGCUGCUAACUUCAAUUUUUGAGAACUGUGCUGGUCGAAAUGUUCGAGCCGAAACAUGGGAUCUGGGCUUUUUUUCAAGAGGAGUUUCCAAAUGGCCAGGGAGCCAAAAGAAGAAAGCACGUGCUGAGAGUGUUCUUGGCGCUUUCUGUGUUCCUCUUCCUGGCCUUAGUUCAAUGGAUGAUAGUUUUGCUGGCCCUGCGGGACUGGAGUCUGUCCUGGUUCAAGGAGAAUAUCGUGGCCGUGGUCCUGGUUUAUGUAUUUGGUGUCUUUCUGCUGCUGCUCUUCGCCCUCAGCCAGCACCUGAGGCAGCUGUGCUUCUUCAACUGGCUGCUGGUGGGGAUUAUAGUGGAGUGUUGUAUUCUAUCCCUAAGUACCCUGGUCGCCAACUCUGGAACCAUAAAAUUCUUAUUCGGCCUGCUGUUAGUGAGUCUGAUCUGCAUAAUAGCAGCCAUAGUGGCCGCCUUUCUUCCAUGGGACAUGACCGAGAACGUCCUCUACCUAUACGUCCUCUCCACCGUCGCCUACAUGACGAGCCUGUACUCGAUUGUGAUUUAUUCCGUCCUCGAGGCGACUUGGGCCUUCUACAUAUUCGCGGGUCUCAUUGCAGUCGUGGUGCUGCUCGUAAGGACCUGCCGCACUCGGCAUUUCCAUAUUCCUGCCAUAACCACUCUCACAAAUCACUUGCAGUUCCUCAUGUAUCAUGUGCAGUGCAUAAUGGGCGGCGGGGCGGCCAAAACAGAGCUGGCCGAUGACAAGUACGCCGCCCUGCUGCUGUUUCACGAGUUCAUGGCCCUAUUAGUGCUGACCCUGUACUGGCGACCCAUAAUGCAGCGCCUCCAGUCGAAACAAUAAACCGAAGCCAGGUCCUAUGACAUCCCUUUGUCCCUCAGGCACUUGUCCGGGCUCCUCCCCGUCCACUCGACACGCCUGCGACAGCCACCGGGUCCCAGCAAGUGCAGCAUUAUGUGAUCCCGGCACUCGAUCCGCCCGUCACCGUUGCAAUCAAAGGCAUAUCGCUGCACAUAGCCCUCGACAAUCCUUUCGGCACAGCUGUCCUGCACGACGCAUCGCUCGUAGUCUGAAAUGGGAAAUGGGCGAGUCAAUGGGUUAAAGGAUGGUCAUUACACGCCGGUGGCAGUCUGCCAAGAGGGAGCGCACUGAGCGAAAAAGUGCGUGUUCAAUGGGAGGGGAAAUAAAAGUUUCAGCAUCUGAA